Messenger RNA from Erythranthe guttata (spotted monkey flower), 3132 nucleotides. Its product is annotated as DNA-binding bromodomain-containing protein. NCBI's taxonomy places the organism in Eukaryota, Viridiplantae, Streptophyta, Magnoliopsida, Lamiales, Phrymaceae. The record is from RefSeq and is a predicted model, not a curated record. Gene Ontology annotation, molecular function: protein binding.
GAUACACGAACACACACUCAGUACUGAAUACUGAUAUCCCCACUCUCUUAUAUCAUCUCUGUUAAUGCGAACGUGUUUGUUUUGGUUUUCGCUGAUUGUUUUGCAGAGAACCAAUUCUUCUCUCCUUUGCCUCUGAUUUUUGUUUUGCGUUUUAUGUGCAAUUGAUUUCCUUUUUCUCGUAAAUUUCGUUUGUGAAACGGGCCGCGGUGCAGUAGCUGUGGGUUUUGUGAUGAUGGAUAUUACUUUUAGGGUUUCUGAUUGGUGCGAUUUGGGGGUUUCUUGUGUGAAAUAUGGGAUUUUUCGAAUUUUUGGAUUCGAAAUUGUUUUGAAGCUUUACUUGUUGUUGGGUUGUGUUUUAAAUUUUGUCUGGGAUGCGAAAUGAAUUUGGGGAUUUUCUUUUACGUGAUUUUGGGAUUGAAUUCGGAAGCAAAGCUGAACUUUUUAGUGCUUUGAUUAUUAGAAUAUCAUGUUUAAGAAACUGUUAAUUGCUAUUACUCUACUGCUCAUUUGCUACAUUGCUGCAGAAUGCAUAUUUGCUAGUGAAGGGAGGAAACUUCGUUAAUGUGGAAAAUCUCAUUUAAAAAUCACGGCUUUUGAUUAUCAAUAUGUUUGUUGGGGGAUUCAGAUGUGUCUUUUCGAGUCUAAAAUAAAUGGUGAUCGUGAGUUAAAAGAAGUUCCUAUUUCAACUGCAAUAUCGGACUUUCAAAUUUCACAAUUUUCGCACUCCCCUAGAUGGUAAAUCUAGAUUAUGUUCAUCUCUGUGCAGAAGUUCGAAAAAUAUCCGAGACACCCUUAGUUCUAUGAAUUAUUUGUUAAUGAAAAAUAUAAUGUGUUUAGGAAGCCGUUUACAUUUGAAAUUCAACACAGCCUUUCAUGCAAAUGCAGCUAGUAGUGCAGUUUGUUUAAUGAUUAAAGCUAAUGAUAUGACUUUCUGCAUAUAGCGUGUUUGACAUAGUGGCAGCGUUUGCGUAUAAAUUUUUUAAUGCCCUUCCUUCUUAUAUUCUGCCUUUGAUCUGAUGUCGCAUAGGCUGGAAAUAUAUUCCCGAGACGAAAUUAAAUUAGUAUUACCACUUGUGCUUUGGUCUGCAUUGGAGAGCUUAUUGAGGAAGGGUAAGUGGUAAACAAGAUUAAAUGAAGCGAAGACGUGGAAACAAGAAGGGAAAAGCAAAGAAGCCAAAGUUGGCUCCCACAAACGAAGUGCCAUCAAAUGUUAUUAGCGUAAAUACAGAGGAUAACUCUGGUUUGGACGAGUUUGACAAUGAAGAGAUGGACUCGGGAAUGAAUGCCGAGACUGAGAAAACACCAUCACCUCCAAAACCUAAUCAACCAGAAAUACCUGCUAAUCCUGAUCCUGUUUCACGACCGAUUACUAAUGCAUUCGGGAAAGCAGUAUAUACACGUGUAAAAGUGAAGAUCAAGACUUCUAAAAAUUUGGAACCUCAACGCACUUCCUCAGAAGCUCCUAGUCAAAGCGAUACUGAUAAGGUGGGUUCCGAAAAACAGGGAGGUCCUAGUGAGAAAAUGGAGGACAGUGGCAACUCUCUGUCCGAGGCUGAUGGAGGUGUAUCCGGGAAUACAUCGCAAAAGUCUUUGGGUAUAAAGAUUAAAACAUCUAGGGGAUUAGGUUCUUCGAGUAUGAGCCCGUGUAGUAAUACUGAACUGGUCAAGGGAGAUAGGAUCGAGAAGAAAGACAUUCAACCGCUUCCUCAGGAGUCAAGGUACAAUGAGCAAGAGCUGAAAACUGCAUUGGAGGUGAUAAGAAAGGUUAUGAAAAUGGAUGCAGCUGAACCCUUCAAUGCCCCUGUAAAUCCUGUUGCUCUUGGAAUUCCGGACUAUUUUGAUGUCAUCGAUACGCCUAUGGAUUUUGGUACUAUCUGCAGUAACCUUGAAAAGGGUGUAAAGUACAAGAAUGCAGAGGAUGUUUUCAAAGAUGUGCAAUAUAUAUGGGAGAACUGUUACAAGUACAAUAACAAAGGGGAUUAUAUUGUGGAGCUGAUGAAACGGGUCAAGAAAAACUUGAUCAAGUAUUGGACAGCUGUUGGUUUAUUUGGCGAUCAGCCUCAGGAGAGUAAUGGUAUUUCUUGCUCUACAGGUCUUGAAAGCAAUCCAGUAAAGGAUCUUACUCCUCCAAGUGAUGGGAAUACACCAGUGAGUGAUGCUGCUUUGACCCUUUCGAACAAAAAGUUCCACGGGCUAAAGAAGCACAAGGAAGGCUGCCAGUGUGCUAUAUGUGUAAUGAUGCGACGCAGGCAAGAGCGAGAAGAGAUUGCUCGUUUGAUGGGAGGACCAGUUGAAGGGAGUGAUGACUCUCUUGGUGAAGAUAUUAAACCAGAUGGGAUGUCUCGUGGAGAAAGCCCUUUUGGAGACUACGCUUCGUCGAAUAUAGAGAACUCCCCAGACAGAGGAGAUGCGGAAAUGGAUAGGAAAGGCCACGAGGCGAAAUUAGGACAUGUCAGAAGCUUCUACACACAGCAGAACGAGGGUGACAUCACCACCCCUGUUGCAGGAAAACGAGAGGGUUCUCAAGAUUUGCAGUUGAUUCAUAAUAGAUCUGGAGAUGACGCCGUUGUGCAUUUUCAGACACCACAAAUGAUUGGGCCAGGUGGCAGCACCGUAUCGAACGAGGCUCGGAAAGAAACUCCGAACCACAACGGUGAAGAAAACACCACCCCAUGUGACCAACACAAGCCCAAGGAGUUUUUGAAUAAGAAGCAGAGAGCAAAAAUGAUGGAGAAUCUUCAUUAUCUGGAAAAUCCGAUGCUGUUAGAGUUAUAUGGGACCCUCUUUGCAGACAAUUCCAAGUCUUUGUGGAACGGGCCUCAUUCAUUGGUUGGUCAAAGUCAAUGCUCUAAUCGCAGGAGUUCGUUUCAUUCAGCUAUUACUUCGUUUAUGAAGUGAUAUAUUUGUAUUGAGAGCAGUUGUAGGUUAAAGAGACAUAGAAAUAACGAUUCGGCUAUUUGUUAGCACUAACUUCAAAAAUGAUGUUCUGUUGUAAUGAUGGAAUUGUGAGUGUGGGCUUACAUCUCAUAAGAUCUGCAUUCAUAAAACUUGCAAGAACCGGCCCGAUUCCAUUGUAGGACACAUUUUUUUUAUUUUUUUUUUAAUAUUCAAUUAGUUAAACGUUUAUCGGAG